GUAAGUUCGGUUCGCGUCUCUGGAAAGCAAGAUUACGUCCACGCAGCAUCUUCCCGGUGGAUAUCGCGGGAGGAUCCGUCUGCCAUGGCUCCAAAAGGACCCAUUUCACUUACGUACCGGAAUCACCGCCACAAAAUUCCGUUUUCUAUGAAAAUAUCGUCGGUCGUCAGAGGCAUCGUUCCGCAACGUUAUGAAAUGUUUCGCUGAUGGUUACCCGUGUACACAGGUGAAACGGAGAAGAUGAACAUGUUCAAAGCAAUAAACAACGGACUGGCACUGAGCAUGGAGGCGGAUGAAUCGGCAGUCCUUUUUGGCGAGGACGUAGCCUUCGGCGGUGUCUUCCGCUGUUCCCUGGGUCUUCAGGAGCGUUUUGGCAAAGAUCGCGUCUUCAACACACCCCUCUGCGAACAGGGUAUCGCCGGUUUUGGUAUAGGAUUAGCGAACAUGGGAGCAACUGCGAUAGCUGAGAUCCAAUUCGCCGACUAUAUUUUCCCGGCGUUUGAUCAGCUCGUGAACGAGGCGGCAAAAAUGCGCUACCGCAGCGGUGGGAUGUUCGAUUGCGGAAAAUUGACCGUCCGAACACCUUGCAGUGCAGUUGGCCACGGCGGUCUUUACCACUCGCAAUCACCCGAAGCUUAUUUCGCCCACACCCCAGGUCUCAAGGUGGUGGUUCCACGUGGUCCGAUAAAAGCGAAGGGUUUGUUAAUGAGCUGCAUAGAGGAACCCGAUCCUUGCAUAAUAUUCGAACCAAAAAUUCUCUACCGCGCUGCCGUAGAGGAAGUGCCAGUCGGAAGAUAUCUUACGAAAUUGGGGGUGGCGGACGUCGUGCGAAAAGGCACCGACGUCACACUCUUGGGAUGGGGUACCCAGGUUCACGUACUCAGCGAGGUCGCAGACCUGGCUGCGAAAAAACUUGGAGUUUCAUGCGAGGUCAUUGAUCUGGUAACGAUUCUCCCGUGGGACGUUGAUACUAUCUGCGAGUCGGUGAAAAAAACUGGACGGCUAAUAAUCGCUCACGAGGCACCGUUGACCGGAGGUUUUGCCGGUGAAAUCGCAGCUACGAUUCAGGAGGCGUGCUUCUUGAGUUUGGAGGCUCCGGUGCAACGCGUUACCGGGUGGGACACGCCGUUUCCGCAUAUUUUCGAGCCGUUCUAUCUGCCGGACAAGUGGAGGUGCUUCGAGGCCGUGAAAAAAAUCAUCGAUUAUUAAAGACGGGCCGACCAAUGUGGAAUCUUAUCCUCCGAAUGAACGAACAACGGAGGGGCGCUAGCCGCUGGUUCGAUUACAACCAGCGGUUGUUACGGGCAAACUACGACAAAAGUCAAUGAUUCGAAAGGAGUACGUCCUUGCCGUUUCGCCGCCGUCGUCCCCACUUAACGUGCCUUUAACUUUUUUUGUAUACAUAUGCUUCAUACUUCCAUGCGAACCCCUCCCCCGAUCUCUUUUAAAUUGUAGAAGAGAAAAAAAACAAAAAAGAGAACAAUCGAACGGUUCUUGCCCGAAUGAGAAGAACAGUCUUUCAAUUUCUGCAGCUGAUCCGUUGCCCAGAGAAUUAAACGAAAAUGAAAAAUAGAA
Molecule: messenger RNA, 1575 nt
Organism: Athalia rosae (coleseed sawfly)
Lineage: Eukaryota; Metazoa; Arthropoda; Insecta; Hymenoptera; Athaliidae
Gene: BckdhB
Product: 2-oxoisovalerate dehydrogenase subunit beta, mitochondrial
Exons: 8
Coding region: 241-1209 (322 amino acids)
Biological process (GO): response to nutrient; branched-chain amino acid catabolic process
Molecular function (GO): catalytic activity
Source: RefSeq, a predicted model, not a curated record